AUGGGUAGGGCUAGAGCUAAAGCUAAGACCAACUGUAGUUCUAGGGUUUAAGCUAGGGUUUAAACAAGGGGGUGGGACUAAAGCUAUUUCUAGGGUUAAGUUUUGGAUUGAAGCUAGGGCUAUUUAUAGAGCUAGAGCUAGAGCUAGUGCUAGAGCUAGUGCUAGAGCUAGAGCUAGAGCUAGAGCUAGAGCUAGAGCUAGAGCUAGCGCUAGAGCUAGUGCUAGAGCUAGAGCUAGUGCUAGAGCUAGAGCUAGAGCUAGAGCUAGAGCUAGAGCUAGAGCUAGAGCUAGAGCUAGAGCUAGAGCUAGAGCUAGAGCUAGAGCUAGAGCUAGAGCUAGAGCUAGCGCUAGAGCUAGUGCUAGAGCUAGAGCUAGUGCUAGAGCUAGAGCUAGAGCUAGAGCUAGAGCUAGAGCUAGAGCUAGAGCUAGAGCUAGCGCUAGAGCUAGUGCUAGAGCUAGAGCUAGUGCUAGAGCUAGAGCUAGAGCUAGAGCUAGAGCUAGAGCUAGAGCUAGAGCUAGAGCUAGAGCUAGAGCUAGAGCUAGAACUAGAGCUAGAGCUAGGGCCAGGGCUAUGCCUAGAGCUGUAG
Bursaphelenchus okinawaensis is the source of this 587-nucleotide messenger RNA. The record is from the annotation of a GenBank genome assembly. NCBI's taxonomy places the organism in Eukaryota, Metazoa, Nematoda, Chromadorea, Rhabditida, Aphelenchoididae.